Racocetra fulgida is the source of this 1968-nucleotide messenger RNA. NCBI's taxonomy places the organism in Eukaryota, Fungi, Glomeromycota, Glomeromycetes, Diversisporales, Gigasporaceae. The record is from the annotation of a GenBank genome assembly.
CUUUAAUCGCGGAUUAAUUAUCAAUUCAGAAGGAAUACAACUUUCUGAUUUUAUAACAUAUGAGCUUAAACCGCAACAUGAAAAUAAUUUUAUACAAAACACAUCUUUUCAUGCAAAAUUAGUGAACUCAAAAACAAAAAAAGAAACAUUUUUGUUUAAAAAUCACGUUGAACUUUCUAUUGAUGAUUUACAGCAUGUUUGCCAGGUAUUUAAUACUGAUGAGGCUAUAAGUUCUGCCAUGACCUUUUUAACAGAUGAAUCUCCUACAAAUGAUAUCUUUUUAAUGAUACAAUAUACGAAAGCUGAAUUAAUUAUUAAAAAAGAAUCAAUAAGACCGUCUGAUGAAUUAACUUAUAAAGUAAAAGAAACUCUAAAACACCAUGACUCUUAUCAGAAAUUAAUGAAUAUAUUUAAUAGUUAUGGCCAUUUUUUACCAAGAAGGAUAACUCUUGGCCAUAAAAUAUAUAGAAUGACUUAUUUGUCUGUAGACAACAAUUCAUUAGAAUGUAACGACAAAAAUAAUGUCGUAAAAUGGACGAGUCUUGAUGAUUUUUCAGAGAGUAAAUUUGAAAAUAUCUUUAGUCGAUGGGAAAAAUUCAUGAAUUCUUAUAAUUUCGAUUUAUCUUACUUUGUAUCAAUCAAUGGUGAAUUUAUUAUGAAAAAUAAACUCAAAGAAUGGAUUAAAUUUUGUUUAGAGAGCGAUCUUGAUUUAUCACAAAUUAUUAGCUGCAAAGAACUAUAUCCGUUGUACGAAAUUUUCGACCUACCUCUUCGCCAAGAAAUUGAAGUUGCUCUUGGAAUUAAUAAACAAAUUGAAUCUAUUCUCAGAAUUAAUAAUCAAACUGAGUCUAUUAGUAGUAAUGGUAUUAAAGAAAGAGUCCUUAUGACAGGAAUAGUACCCAUUAAAGAUCCUCCCUAUUCGUAUAGCAUAAAUUUUCCGGUUCGUUUUAAAUCCAAUAACUAUCAAGUUUUUGGAAAGUUUAUUACACGAGAUGAUGUACCAAUUGAUGAGAUUACUAUCAAAUUUGAUUUUAUGGACACAUAUGGAUUCUUAAUUUUUAUGGAAAAUAAUGAGUUGGCAUAUAAAGAUCCCAAAAUUGUUUGGAUACUAAUUGGAAUACCUGCUGAAAUUGGAUAUUUUAGCACAGCUACACGAAAAAUAAAUGUACUAGGUUCAGGUAGUGAACCAUUUGCAUUAAAGCCAAAUAAUUACGUUGUACUAAAAGUUACAGAAUAUUUACCACAAGAUUCAGUUAUUGUUGCUUCAUUUAAACAUCCACCUUCAAAUUAUGAACCAAAUUUCAUAGCUGAAGUACAAAGUUAUCAAGAUAAUAGAAUUUUACUUAAUAUACAUUGUCUUAAUUAUGAAUCUUCUGACAGUGAAGAAAGCAGUGAAGAUUACGGUGAAGACAAUAGUGAAGAUUACAGUGAAGAAUAUAUUGAAGAUUACAAUGAAGGAAAUAAUGAAAAUUCAAAAAUUUUUCAUACUAAAAUGAAUGAAAACAUGGAAUCUUCAGGUUUUUCAAAAGAUGGCGUUAAUGAAGAAGGUUCUAAUAGCAAAUAUAUUGAUGUAAAUGACAAGAAACCUGCUAGUAAGGAUGCUUUAGCAGUUAGUGAAAAUAUUAAUAACGAUAAAAACAAUUAUGUCGAAGAUAACCUUGUUACUAAUAAAUCUGAAGAGCAUCUUGAACGCAACUAUGUAGAAGACAGCAACUUUAUUGAUGAUAGAUAUGAAGAUUUUGAUAGUAAUGAUAUAGAAAUUGCUGAUUUUGGAUAUGAUGAAAGACCUUCUGAAAAAAGCCCAAAAUAUUUAAUGCAAUGGUUUAUCCUCCAAAAUUCGGAUACAACUAAUUCAUUUAAAACAAUGAACUACUUGAACAAAAUAGGCCAAGAAGAUCCUAAAAAAAUUGAUUUUGAAGUCGGAAUUGCAAUUGAUAAAUUAGAAAUAUCCACCAUAAAAGAUAAAAU